UAAUUAUUAUUUUUUAAAUCGUAAAAUCUUAGGAAGAAAACCCUCAAUCUCACUCGAACUCUCAAAGGCAAGCUCUGUUCCGCCGUGGAGCGGAGGAGUUCUCAGGUGAGCGACCGGCGAUGGCGGAAAACUCUUCGACUCCAGCUUUCGGAAACUUUCGGUUGUUUGGUUCAGCGGAAGAUGAGAAGCCCAAUCUAGGUUUCUCCCUUGGCUUUCUCGACUCUCAACACCCUUCUCUUCCACCUCCACCUCCUUCCCUCGAAGUUCUUUCUUCUGAGGUUUCAUCCUCUGUCAAAUACAAUGUGGAGCCAGUAAGCGUGGGUGAACUUACCUUGUUUAAGGGGCGGGUCAGCACUCAGGAAGUUUUCUCCCUGUCCAACUCUGAUUUAGUUCCUGGUAAAUAUGAAGGUGGGCUUAAGUUGUGGGAAGGUGCAUUGGAUCUUGUCAAAGCUCUUUGCGAGGAGCUUGAAAAUGGGCAUUUGUCAUUUGCUGGGAAGCGAGUUUUAGAGCUUGGAUGUGGUCAUGGUCUUCCUGGUAUUUAUGCAUGCCUUAAGGAUGCCGCUGCUGUACAUUUCCAGGAUUUCAAUGCUGAAGUACUGAGAUGUCUUACCAUUUCGAAUGUUGCUGCAAACCUUUCAAAAAAGUAUGAGAGUUUGCCAUCUAAUCCAACAGAAUCUGAUGCUGGAUCAGCAGUUCGUUACUUUGCUGGAGAUUGGAGUGAAAUGUAUAAAAUUCUCCCUUUUGCAUCCAACAACGAGGAAAACCUGAAUGGAAGUUGUGAUGGCUAUGACAUUGUUUUAAUGGCAGAGACAGUUUAUUCUCUUUCUACACUUAAAACUCUAUAUAAGCUUAUCACACAGUGCUUGAGCCGUCCUCAUGGAGUUGUAUACUUGGCUGGAAAGAAACAUUACUUUGGAGUAGGAGGAGGAACCCGGCGCUUUCUAUCUGUGUUAGAAAAAGAAGGUGAAAUGGUUUCAAAACUGAUUGUGGAAGUUGCUGAUGGUUCGUCUAAUGUUAGAGAAGUGUGGAAGCUCUCACUGAAAUAGGUUAGAAAUCUUAGUCUUUCACGGAUAAGUUUUCUUUUAGUUGAUGUUCAUUUUCUUGUACAAGGAAGUGAUAUGAGAAAUUCCAUUUAGAUAAAUGCUAAUGUAAUAACUUAUUUUCAUUUAUGGAUACUGAUAUAUACAUGAAAUUAGUUCUUAUUCA
This is a messenger RNA of Cucumis melo (muskmelon), 1206 nucleotides long. RefSeq lists its product as uncharacterized. NCBI's taxonomy places the organism in Eukaryota, Viridiplantae, Streptophyta, Magnoliopsida, Cucurbitales, Cucurbitaceae. The record is from RefSeq and is a predicted model, not a curated record. The transcript is spliced from 9 exons. The coding region runs from base 120 to 1046 and encodes 308 amino acids.